AUGAUGCGUUCUCUAUUCCUUGCACUAUUCUUUGCUCUUAUUGCCAUGUCGGCUGCACAAUUGAGGGUUCGUGAUCUCGCAGAGAUUGCCGAUAUGGCCGAUCCAGAUGAAACCCGAUUCAAACCAGUUGUCCGAGCACGAUUCCUUUCAAGUAGUUCUUCCACUCCAAAGUCUUCCAAAAAGUCCAAGACUGGUGAUUCUUCAUCGGGUUCCAAGUCUUCCAAGAAGUCAUCUUCGGAUAGUUCUCCUUCUUCCCCAACUGCCCCAAGUGUCACUACUCCAUCCAGUGUCUCUUCGCCAUCAAGCCUGACUUCGCCCACAAGUGUGUCGUCCCCCACCACCACAAGUCGCCGUUGGUAA
Cylindrotheca closterium is the source of this 360-nucleotide messenger RNA. The record is from the annotation of a GenBank genome assembly. NCBI's taxonomy places the organism in Eukaryota, Bacillariophyta, Bacillariophyceae, Bacillariales, Bacillariaceae.